Molecule: messenger RNA, 2124 nt
Organism: Insectozyma verbasci
Lineage: Eukaryota; Fungi; Ascomycota; Pichiomycetes; Serinales; Debaryomycetaceae
Source: the annotation of a GenBank genome assembly
AUGGAAUCUACUACAUUAGAUCAUAAGAAUAAUAACCAAAAUAUAGAUGAUAAUUUAUUUGAAUUACUGAAACAACAAUCACAACCAGAAAAUAAUAAUAAUAAUAACAAUAGUAAUAAUAAUAAUGAUGAUAAUAGCCAUUCGCUUGGUGAAAAAAGACCAUUAGAUCAAGAUCAAGAAGUACAAGAGAAUAAUGAUUUUAAAAAACCAAAGAUAGAAGAUUCUUUAUCUCCAACAUAUAUAAAUGAAGAACCAUCAAAUAAUAUUCAAGAUCAUGACGAUUCAGAUGUAAGUCAAGUUAAACAAGUCAAACAUGAAGAAAAUGGUCAUAAGGAAGAAGGUAUAAAAGAAGGUAUAAAAGAAGUUAAUAAUACAGAAGAACCAUUUGAUCCUGCUUUACAAGAAAAUAAAGAACCAGAUGCCAAAUCAGUUUCUCAAACCCCUCAACAACAACCAGAAAUUACCGAAUCAACUCCAUCAUAUUUAAAAGACCCACCCGCUCCAAAACCAGAAACUCCAAUUAUUACUUCUGAAAAUCCAUUACCACCACAUCAAGAAAAAUAUAUACUAAAUUCAAUAAAAUCAAUUAAAAGAUUAAAAGAUGCCCGUCCAUUUUUAAAACCAGUUGAUGUUAUUAAAUUAAAUAUACCAUAUUAUUAUAAUGUAAUACCUCAACCAAUGGAUUUAUCUACAAUUGAAUUGAAAUUGAAUAAGAAAUGUUAUUCAACACCACAAGAAGUUCAUUCUGAUUUUAAUUUAAUGGUUAAUAAUUGUAUUAAAUUUAAUGGACCACAAGCUGCGAUUUCCAAAAUGGCAACUAAUAUACAAGGAUAUUUUGAAAAAAAUAUAUUAAAUAUUCCAGCAACAAGCUCUGAAUUAAUCAAUAAUAAUAAUAAUAAUAAUAAUAAUAAUAAUAUUAAUAAUAAUAAUAAUAAUAAAAGUAAUAAAAGUAUUUCUCCUUCAUCUAAUCAUCAUAAGAUAGAUUCAGUAGCUAGUUCAAGACCAAGAAGAAGUAUAAAUCCACCAAAAUCAAAAGAUAUAACAUAUAAUUCAGAAUCAAAACCAAAAUCAAAAUAUACAAGAGAUUUAUUAAAAUUUUGUCAACAAAUAUUGAAAGAAUUAAUGAGUAAAAAACAUGCAAGUUAUAAUUUUAUAUUUAUUGAACCUGUUUCAAGAGAAUUAUAUCCUCAAUAUUAUGAAGUUAUUAAAAAUCCAAUUGAUUUAGGAACAAUUUCAAAUAAAUUAAUUAAUAACACUUAUAAUAAUGAAAAUGAAUUUUAUUCAGAUAUGGAAUUAUUAUUUAAAAAUUGUUAUACUUUUAAUCCUGAAGGAACUGAAGUUAAUAUUUUAGGUCAUAGAUUAGAAAAUUCAUUUAAUAAAUUAUGGGCAAAUAAACCAAUACCACAAUCUGAAUUAUCAGAUGAAGAAUCAUCAGAUGAAGAAGAAAUUACCGAAGCUAUGUUGAAUGAAAUACCAGCAAUUAAAUUUCUUGAAAAUCAAGUUAUCAGAAUGAAACAAGAAUUACAAGAAUUAAAAGCAGAUCAUUUAAAACAAUUACGUCAACAACAAGCAGAAAGAAGAAGAAAGAAGAAUAGAAAAGGUGGUAAAGGUGGUAAUAAUAAACGAAAAUCAAUUGGAUCAAAAACAAAAUCAACUCCACCAUUAUCAUUACAACAAGUACCAACUCCACCACCUCAACAACAACUUCAAUCACAACAAGUAUCUACUCCAAAAGAAUUAUCACAAAAUUUACCUGUUGUUACAUAUGAAAUGAAGAAACAAGUUUCAGAAAUUGUUCCAACGUUAUCAGAUAAGAAAUUAAAUUCACUUAUAAAAAUAAUUCAAAAUGAUAUAAAUAUUUCCAAUGAAGAAGAAGUUGAAUUAGAUAUGGAUCAAUUAGGAGAUUCAACAGUUUUAAAAUUAUAUGAUUUUUUAUUUGGUAAUAAAUCAAGUAAAUCAAAAAAGAAACAACAAAGUAAUAAUGUUGAUGAUAUUGCAAAUUUAAGAUCACAAUUAGCAUUAUUUGAUGAUCAACAAAAUAAUUCACAAAAUAUUAUGCCAAUUACAAAUAAUGAAUCUUCAGAUGAUGAUGAUCAAACAUCAGAAUCAUCAGAAGAAGAAUAA